AAUUAAGAGGGCAGCUUAGAAAGCUUUGUAGCUUUCUAAUAAUUACCUUUGGUGGGAAAAGAAAAGACUCUUUACAGGAAGCUUUUAACUCAUGUAAGACUUAAUUUUACUUUAAAGAACAAAAUAAAAUUACUUCUUGAAGAGACUGCUGAGAGGACCUCCCUCCUUUGGCCAGAAGAGCAGAGAAGACUGUAAAUCAAGAAAAAGUUUUCCUCCUUCAGAUCUAACAAUUACAUUAAGGUUCCUCUGUCGUUUUGGAAAGACUUUAGUACUACUCAGAAAGUGUUAGAGAUUCAAAGGUUUGCCUGGGAGCGUGUGAACAUUCCUCUGCUCGGCUUUCAACUUUCCUCCAACCUGCGCUGCCCGGCCAGCAUGCCUCCCCGCCCGUGAAGCGGGGCCGCCACCGCCCCUCUGCGCCGCUAUUAGCCCGCCCUCGCUGCCACCUGGCCCUCCUGAUCGACGACACACGCACUUGAAACUUGUUCUCAGGGUGUGUGGAAUCAACUUUCCGGAAGCAACCAGCCCACCAGAGGAGGUCCUGAGAGCGAGAGGAUACGAUGCUGCGGAGGCUGGUUCAGCAGUGGAGCGUCGCGGUAUUCCUGCUGAGCUACUCGGUGCCCUCCUGCGGGCGUUCGGUGGAGGAGCUCGGCCGCCGGCUCAAAAGAGCUGUGUCUGAACAUCAGCUCCUCCAUGACAAGGGGAAGUCCAUCCAAGACUUACGGCGACGAUUCUUCCUUCACCACCUGAUCGCAGAAAUUCACACAGCUGAAAUCAGAACUACCUCGGAGGUUUCCCCCAACUCCAAGCCUGCUCCCAACACCAAGAACCACCCUGUCCGAUUUGGGUCUGAUGAUGAGGGCAGAUACCUAACUCAGGAAACCAACAAGGUAGAGCCAUACAAAGAGCAGCCACUGAAGACACCAGGCAAGAAAAAGAAAGGCAAGCCUGGGAAACGAAAGGAGCAGGAGAAGAAGAAACGGCGGACUCGAUCGGCCUGGCUAAACUCUGGCGUGGCUGGGAGUGGGCUGGAAGGGGACCACCUGUCUGACAUCUCCGCGACAUCGCUGGAGCUCAAUUUCCGGAAGCAUUGAAAUUUUUGCAAAGAACUUCAGAGGACAUAUUGCAGGAUUCUGUAAUAGUGAACAUAUGGAAAGUAUUAGAAAUAUUUAUUGUCUGUAAAUACUGUAAAUGCAUUGGAAUAAAACUGUCUCCCCCAUUGCUCUAUGAAACUGCACAUUGGUCAUUGUGAAUAUUUUUUUCCAAGGCUAAUCCAAUUAUUAUUAUCACAUUUACCAUAAUUUAUUUUGUCAACUGAUGUAUUUAUUUUGUAAAUGUAUCUUGGUGCUGCUGAAUUUCUAUAUUUUUUGUAACAUAAUGCACUUUAGAUAUACAUAUCAAGUAUGUUGAUAAAUGACACAAUAAAGUGUCUAUUUUGUGGUUGAUUUUAAUGAAUGCCUAAAUAUAAUUAUCCAAACUGAUUUUCCUCUGUGCAUGUAAAAAUAGCAGUAUUUUAAAUUUGUAAAGAAUGUCUAAUAAAAUAUAAUCUAAAUUACAUCAUGA
Messenger RNA from Rhinolophus ferrumequinum (greater horseshoe bat), 1560 nucleotides. RefSeq names its product parathyroid hormone like hormone (gene PTHLH). Gene Ontology annotation, biological process: regulation of chondrocyte differentiation; osteoblast development; adenylate cyclase-activating G protein-coupled receptor signaling pathway. NCBI's taxonomy places the organism in Eukaryota, Metazoa, Chordata, Mammalia, Chiroptera, Rhinolophidae. The transcript has 6 exons. The record is from RefSeq and is a predicted model, not a curated record. The coding region runs from base 558 to 1091 and encodes 177 amino acids. Gene Ontology annotation, cellular component: extracellular region. Gene Ontology annotation, molecular function: hormone activity; peptide hormone receptor binding.